CAAACCGAUGCGUAUCAUGCACCAUGCAGCGAUGUCCUCAACAAUCCUCUCAAUACAAUGUGUUGCGCAAUCGACCGCCCAAAUCCUUCCGGGGGCUACUCUGCAGAUGGACUUGCCGCAGACAAAUGCUUGCCAAAUGGACUUUGCCAGCAGAGCUGGACUCCUGAUGAGAACAUCACGAUGAGAACCGAGUACUACCGGGAAGAGUGCACAGUCAAAGGAUGGAAGAAUGGCAGUUGUUUGAGUGUCUGCUUGUCCAACAGCGCCAGCAGUAAUGUUUUGAUGACGCCCUGCGACGACACCGCGAACUCCACAAGGUGGUGCUGUGGCACUAAUAAAGAUUGUUGUGCUGGCGAUAUCGGAGUUGAGAUUCUUGCUCAGACAUUCCUGGGAAUGGUCGCAACUUCAACAUCAGCCCUGAGUUCGUCAGCAACCGCGACUGCUUCCGGUUCCACUUCUGCGCCAACCCCUACCUCAUCCAGCUCAACAGUCGCUAGGAACUCCGGUGCUUCAUCGUCACUUUCAGGCGGCGCAACCGCUGGUAUCAUCAUAGGGGCAUUGGCAGGAAUAAUGCUCGUUGGAGCUGCAUGGUUCUUCAUUGCGCGCCGACGCCGGCCUGCUGGUCCACCACCUCCGGUGUACGCCGAAAAAGGUCAAAGAGCUGAUGAUCCCAAGACAUACUACGCACAUGAAGCCGAUGGAUCUGGGCCGCAGGUGUCUGAAAUCUCGGCUGCCAACGUCAAGGAUCAUGAUGGAAGAACCGGAGUGCAUGAGAUGCAGUGACGCACUGAAAAGUACACAGACCACGAACAUACAAAGGGGCUACAUCGAGACCAAAACACGAUUUUGAAUUCGUUAGGAGCAUGAGUAGACACAAUGCCAUUAUUCUGAG
Molecule: messenger RNA, 892 nt
Organism: Macroventuria anomochaeta
Lineage: Eukaryota; Fungi; Ascomycota; Dothideomycetes; Pleosporales; Didymellaceae
Exons: 2
Coding region: 58-783 (241 amino acids)
Source: RefSeq, a predicted model, not a curated record